AUGGCGUCUUCCUACAACCUGGUGCAGCCACCGUCCUCGUCCAGCGCGCCUUACCUUGCUCCUCCGUCGCCGCCAGUCCGGGAAAUUAAGUUGUGGACUGACACCAAGGAUCGACGCAAGUACGAGGAUUUGGCAGACCUGUUCGCCAUCUUUAAGACCACGGAGCACCUUGAAGCUGCCUACGUUCGCGAUGCCAUCACACCCGAGGAGUACACGGAAGCGUGCACAAAGCUCAUCUCGCAGUACAAGACAGCGGAGACGGCGCUGCGGCUGGGCGGUUUCAUCGACAGCGUGGAGAGCUUCAUCGCCGAGUACAGAUUGGACUGUCCACGAGCAUUGGAGCGUCUCGUACGUAUCGGUGUGCCGGCCACUGUGGUGCACAACACGACAAACCGCAAGACGGACUCGGUCAAUGUGGCCCAAACCGUGCAGAACUUCAUCACGCUCAUGGACGUUCUCAAGCUCAAUAUCCGAGCUGUGGACGAGAUUCAGCCGCUGCUGAGCGAGAUGAUGAGCUCGUUGACUAUGGUUAGCGGUCUGCCUCCGGACUUUGCUGGUCGUGACAAGAUCGAGGGCUGGCUGCGAACGAUGAACGCCAUGCGUGCUUCCGAGGAACUGGACGAAGAGCAGGCCCGUCAACUCAGCUUCGACCUCGAGCGCGCCUACUCGUCCUUCAUGGCUUUCCUAAACAAAUAG
This is a messenger RNA of Phytophthora infestans T30-4, 696 nucleotides long. Its product is annotated as vacuolar protein sorting-associated protein 28. Gene Ontology annotation, biological process: protein transport to vacuole involved in ubiquitin-dependent protein catabolic process via the multivesicular body sorting pathway. NCBI's taxonomy places the organism in Eukaryota, Oomycota, Peronosporomycetes, Peronosporales, Peronosporaceae. Bases 1 to 696 code for a protein of 231 amino acids. Gene Ontology annotation, cellular component: ESCRT I complex. The transcript has 4 exons. The record is from RefSeq and is a predicted model, not a curated record. Gene Ontology annotation, molecular function: protein-containing complex binding.